Pteropus alecto (black flying fox) is the source of this 1365-nucleotide messenger RNA. It is a transcript of the gene DBP, whose product is annotated as D-box binding PAR bZIP transcription factor. Gene Ontology annotation, cellular component: nucleus. Bases 479 to 1045 code for a protein of 188 amino acids. Gene Ontology annotation, biological process: regulation of transcription by RNA polymerase II. The record is from RefSeq and is a predicted model, not a curated record. The transcript is spliced from 3 exons. Gene Ontology annotation, molecular function: DNA-binding transcription factor activity, RNA polymerase II-specific; RNA polymerase II cis-regulatory region sequence-specific DNA binding. Lineage: Eukaryota; Metazoa; Chordata; Mammalia; Chiroptera; Pteropodidae.
UUUUUUUUUUUUUUUCCGCGAAAGAAGUUUGCUUUGGCCACGCCUCAAGGCGGCCGCCUCCUCCUGCCCCCUCCCCCGCCCCUCCGUGCACACCUCUUGGUGCAGAUUGCAGAGCGCCUUCCGUUGAGAGAGCUGCAGAAUUUGCAAGAGCCAGGCUCGCCCACCUUGUAGAAGGAGCUUCUCGAGUCCCCUUAAAUCCUCGGUUGCGAAGAGCUGACCGCCUGGUUUGAUCACCCCGCGUCGCCCAGACUGCAUGGUCUCCGGGGACCCUCUAGAGUUGCACGUUUCGGCACCGAGGACUGCAAAUCCCCGUCGCUCCUAGGAUUUACUCUGUUCUGGAUACUGGAAUCUUGCAAGCUACGCUCGCCCGCCCCUGGGCAGACACUGGCUGGCCCAAACCACAGGAGUGUACCGCCGUCUGGCAGGCCAACUCUUCGCCUCUCCAUGAGCUCGUGAGCCUGCGGGCAGGUGCCCGGCGAUGUCGCGGCCUGUGAGCGACAGGACCCCGGUCCCCCUGCUGCUGGGCGGCCCGGCCGGGGCCCCCCCUGGCGGGGGAGCGCUGCUUGGGCUGCGGAGCCUUCUGCAGGGGACCAGCAAGCCCAAAGAACCAGCCAGCUGCCUGACCUCUCGGGACACACCCAGCCCUGUGGACCCAGAUACUGUGGAGGUGCUGAUGACCUUUGAACCUGACCCUGCUGAUUUAGCCCUGUCAAGCAUUCCCGGCCAUGAAACCUUUGACCCUCGGAGACAUCGCUUCUCAGAGGAGGAACUGAAGCCUCAGCCCAUCAUGAAGAAGGCGAGGAAGAUCCAGGUGCCAGAGGAGCAGAAGGACGAGAAGUAUUGGAGCCGACGGUACAAGAAUAACGAGGCAGCGAAGCGGUCCCGCGACGCCCGGCGUCUCAAAGAGAACCAGAUAUCCGUGCGGGCGGCCUUCCUGGAGAAGGAGAACGCCCUUCUGCGGCAGGAGGUGGUGGCCGUGCGCCAGGAGCUGUCCCACUACCGCGCCGUGCUGUCCCGCUACCAGGCCCAGCACGGAGCCCUGUGAGGCUGCCCCACCCCCACACCCGGCGGGGUUCGCCUCUGCCUCGCUCAGACUUGCGCCCUGACGCCCUCUUCCCUCCCCGCCCUGUGGCCCACGGGCCGGCCAGCUGGGUACCCCAGGGACGUGAUGAUGCAGAUAAAUACAUUUAUAUUUUUAAGAAAAAGCGAGCCUUCCCCCUCCCUCGAGGGAGCGGGGAGGGGGCUCUGUGUGUGCCCCCGGCACGUCGGGGACCCCACCUUCCCACCGCCUCCGUCAACACGAUCCUGAAUAAAUCUUAAUAACCCCAGAGCCAGCUGUCGUGGGGGAGGAGGCAGCUCCCUGGC